Molecule: messenger RNA, 821 nt
Organism: Elaeis guineensis (African oil palm)
Lineage: Eukaryota; Viridiplantae; Streptophyta; Magnoliopsida; Arecales; Arecaceae
Molecular function (GO): ubiquitin protein ligase activity; zinc ion binding
Source: RefSeq, a predicted model, not a curated record
AUGGAGUCCGCUGGCCCCAGCACCCAGGCCACCACCGUCGGAACGCGGUACAACCCGGCCCAACAAGUUGCCGACCGGAUCAUCCGAGCCCUCCGCCACCGGCUCCGCCUCCUCCACCGGUCGGACACCAACUUCUUCGUCCUGGGGGCCACCGGCAACGUCUACACCGUCACCCUCGCCACCACCCCGUCAUGCACCUGCCCCGACCGCACCGUUCCUUGCAAGCACAUCCUCUUCGUCCUCCUCCGCGUUCUCGGUCUCUCCUUCGACGACGCCUGCGUCUGGAGGCGGACGUUACGACCGUGCCAGCUAGCCCGCCUCCUGGGCACACCCACGGCCCCCGACGUCCUCGCCGGAGCCCGGGCCCGGGAGAGGUUCCACCAGGUAUUCUCGGGCGACGGCGCCGGGCGACUGAUGGAGUCGGCGAGGGAGGACGACGGCGCCGUGUGCCCCAUUUGUUUGGAGGAGAUGGGGGGAGCGGGGAGGGUGGUCACGUGCGGCACGUGCGGGAACUCGCUGCAUGGAGAGUGCCUCGUGGGGUGGAAGAGGAGCAGAGGAAGGAGGGGGACCAGCUGCGUGGUGUGCCGGGCACGGUGGAGGGAGAGGAGGGAGUUGGAGCGAUACGUCAACCUGGCGGACUACGUUAGCGAGGCCGAAGAGGAUGGAGGUGGUGGCGGGUCGUGCGCAGGCUAAGCGCCCACUCGAGUAUACGUAGAUGGAGACAUUUAGUCUCGAGUAUAUGUAGAUGGAGACGUUUAGUUUGUAAAGAUGGAAGCAGUCUGUACUGUAUCUUUUCGUGCUUUUAAAUCAAGUCGCUGACU